This is a messenger RNA of Rhineura floridana, 5625 nucleotides long. RefSeq names its product complement C5 (gene C5). The transcript is spliced from 42 exons. Gene Ontology annotation, cellular component: extracellular region. The record is from RefSeq and is a predicted model, not a curated record. Bases 292 to 5268 code for a protein of 1658 amino acids. NCBI's taxonomy places the organism in Eukaryota, Metazoa, Chordata, Lepidosauria, Squamata, Rhineuridae. Gene Ontology annotation, molecular function: protein binding; endopeptidase inhibitor activity.
CCAGCAGCUUCUGCUGCUCAGGUGAAUCAUGAUUCUUCAAGGCAUUUUCUUAUUUCUGGCAUUUUGUGGAAAAGGUUUGACUCAGGAGCAAACGUGAGUCUGUUGAUGUGCUGAACCGUUGCCUGACCGCGAUAAUGGACUGGAUGAGAGCUAAUAAACUGAGACUCAAUCCAGACAAGACCAAGACAUUGUUGGUGAAUGCCUUCCCUGCUCAGAUGGUGGAUGUUAACCCUGUUCUGGAUGGAGUUACACUCCCCCUGAAGGAACAGGUAUGUCAUUUCGUCACCCAAAAUGCUCCGUGUUGGGGCCUCUGAGAACCUGGUGAUUCAAGCCUUCAGAUAUGAACAAGAGUUUCCAGUGACAAUUUCUGUGAAAAGCUUCCCGGAUAAACGAACUACAUAUGCCUCUGGCCGUGUUCAGCUGACUCCUGCCAAUAUGUUCCAAGGCUCCGUAACGUUAACGAUUCAGCCAAUUGAUUUGUCAAGCAAAGACCCAAAGAAUCCAGUUGAGCACGUAUAUCUGGAAGCUGUCUCUCCCCACUUUACGAGAGAGAAGAAAGUGCCCAUUACGUACAAAAAUGGGUUUCUCUUUAUUCAGACCGACAAACCUAUUUACACUCCGGAUCAGUUGGUGAAGGUUCGGGUCUAUUCUUUGAAUGAAGAAUUGAAACCAGCGCGAAGAUCAGCCAGCUUAACUUUUGUGGAUCCAGAAGGAGUAGAAGUGGAUAUAAUCAAGGAAGAUGAUAUCACCGGAAUUGUAUCUUUCCCCGACUUCAAAAUCCCUCCACACCCUAAGUUCGGUUUAUGGACAAUUAAAGCCAAGUAUCAAAAGGAUUUCACAACCUCUGCCAAAACAUGGUUUCAAGUUAAAGAAUAUGCAAUGCCAAGCUUCUCCGUCAUAAUAGAGCCAGAAAAAAACUUUAUUAGCUCUCAGCAAUUUGAACAAUUCAGGAUUAUUAUCAGAGCAAGAUAUUUUUACAACAAGAGAGUGGCUAAUGCUCAAGUUUAUGUCCAUUUUGGAAUAAUUCAAGGAGCUGAGAAAACGAUGAUGCCCAGAGCAUUGCAAUUCAUUGAGAUGGAGAAUGGAUUUGCCGAGUGUAAAUUUAACAGCAAAUUGGCUACCGGCAAUAUAGGCUAUGGCAGUCUGCAAGAGCUUGAUGGUGCAAACCUUUAUAUUGCAGUUUCAGUGCUGGAAUCUACAGGUGGCCACAGUGAAGACAGCGAAUUGUCAAGUGUCCAGUAUGUCCUGUCUCCUUACAAACUGAAUUUGGUUGCCACUCCUCUCUUUGUGAAGCCUGGACUUCCCUACUAUGUUAAGGUGCAAGUGAGGGAUACAGUGGAUGCUCCUGCUCGGAAUAUACCUGUUGCCUUCACUGCUAGUGCCUUCAAUGAGCAACUGGCAGAAACUGUGUUAGUUCCAGAAGGCACAGAUUCUGGGAGACGACAAACAAGCCAGAUCGACGGGACGGCUUUAUUUGUGGUUAAUAUCCCUUCUGACAGCAAAGUGCUGGAGUUCCGAAUAAAAACUGCAGACGCCAGUUUACUGGAAGAAAACCAGGCCAGUAAAAGCUAUGAGGCAAAAUCAUACAUUUCCCUCAGUGGAAGCUAUCUAUAUAUCGACUGGGCUUCAAACCAUCAAAUGCUACGUGUGGGCGAUAUCCUUCACAUCAACAUACACCCACUGAGCCACUACAUUGAUAAAAUACAUCAUUAUAGCUAUUUGAUUUUGUCCAGAGGGAAAAUAAUAAGCCAUGCGACUCAGGCAAGGAUUAAGGACUCAGUUUAUCAAGGUCUCAGAUUUCAGCUAACUAAGGAAAUGGUUCCUUCAGCUCGCCUCCUUGUAUAUUACAUAGUCACAGGGGAGGGAGCGGCAGAGCUGGUAGCCGAUUCAGUCUGGCUAAACAUAGAACAGAAAUGUGGAAACAGCCUUGAGGUUCGGUUAUCAGCAAGUGAGAGGUCUUACAAGCCAAAAGAUGUCAUUUCGCUUUCCUUGAACAGCCAGUUUGACUCUAUGGUUGCUUUGUCGUCUAUGGAUAAGGCGAUUUACGGCGUCACAGGAGCGAAGAAAAGGCCUAUGGAGACAGCACUUCUGCAGCUGGAGACGAGUGACCUUGGGUGCGGUGCCGGCGGAGGCUGGAGCAACGUCGAUGUGUUCCGAAGGGCUGGACUCACCUUCCUGACCAACGCCAAUGCCGACGAUUCCAAAGAAACAGAUGAACCUUGUCAAUCUAUCAUAAGAUCCUCAAGGUCCACCAUCAACAGUGAAAUUGAAAAAAUAGUAUCCCAGUUUAGACAUCAUGAAGUUCAGAAGUGCUGUAGGAACGGCGCAGAACAGUAUCCAGUCAUGGAGACAUGCGGCGACAGAGCCAAGCGCAUCAAGUCUGGAGCCAGAUGUGUGGAGGCCUUUAGGCGCUGCUGUGAAUUUGCAAACAAGCUGCGCCUCAAUGAGACACACAAAGUUUUGAUACUGGCAAGGAAAGCCUUUGAUGCCUUGCUGGAUUUGGAACCAGAGAUCCGAAGCUAUUUUCCUGAAAGCUGGCUCUGGGAGGUUCACCCAGUUCACAGUUCCAAAGCCCUUUCUGUGACCUUGCCUGAUUCUCUCACCACCUGGGAAAUACAAGGGGUUAGCAUUUCAGACAAAGGUAUCUGUGUUGCUGAUGCACUUCAAGUGGAGGUAGUGAAAGACAUCUUCUUAAGCUUGCACAUCCCCUACUCUGUCAUCCGUGGAGAACAAAUCGAAUUGAGAGGAUCUGUUUACAAUUACAAAGGUUCUAGAACCAGGUUCUGCACAAAGGUAACCGUGGGCAGCGGCAUCUGCCUUUUCGGAGGCUCUACCAUCAAUCCGCAAGGCAUCCAAAGCACCUCCUGUGGGCGGCCCCAGGAACUUCAGGGAUCGUCUGUUGCUUUAGUAACAUUUAAGAUUCUCCCUCUGGAGAUAGGCCUCCAUACCAUCAACUUCACGCUGAUGAGCGAUCGUAACGAAAUCCUCGUGAAAACGUUAAGAGUUGUGCCUGAAGGAAUACGAAAGGAAAUUCACGAAGGUCACACUCUGGACCCACAAGGUGUUUAUGGCACAGUGAAGAGACAGCAGGAAUUUCGACUCAAGAUACCCGCAAACAUGGUCCCGAAAACAAGCCUUGAGAGGACUGUGAGUAUAAAAGGACUUCUUCUGGGUGAAGUGAUCAUGGCAGCCCUCAGCCCAGAAGGGCUGAUGUUUCUUGUCAACCUCCCCAAGGGGAGUGCAGAAACCGAGCUUAUGAAUGUUGUGCCAAUCUUUUACGCGUAUGACUACCUGGAAAGGACAGACAGCUGGGACAUACUUGGCAAGGAAACUAUCACUCCAAGAGUUAACUUGAGAAGGAAGUUGAACCAAGGAAUCGUCAGCAUCCUGUCAUUCCGGAAAAAAGACUUCUCAUACAGCAUGUGGCAGAACGGAGAGUCCAGUGCCUGGCUGACAGCUUUUGCCUUAAGGAUAUUGGGACAAGUGAGCCAGUAUGUGGCUGUCGAUCGGGAUUCUAUGUGCAAUUCUCUGACAUGGUUGAUUGACAGCUGUCAAAUGGCAGAUGGAUCUUUCAGGGAGAUUUCAAGUUAUCAGCCAGUAAAACUGCAGGGCACGCUACCUAAAGAACAGAAAGAAAAAACGUUGUAUCUCACAGCCUUCUGUCUGAUUGGAAUUGAAAAAGCAAUUCAUGUCUGCCCAUUGCAGAGAAUUGACGAUGCCAAGAAUAAAGCUAAAGAUUAUUUGCUACAAAAUUUCCAGUCGGCACAGAGCACAUUUUCUUUGGCAGUAGUGACUUACGCACUAGCUCUGUCACAGUUCAAUCAUCCUGGUGCACGGGCAGCCUAUGGUGCGCUGAAGAGGGAAGCCCUCGUGAAAGUAGGCCCACCUUUGUAUCGCUAUUGGAAAGAAUCCUCCAUCAAAUUAGAUCCAAGCAGUCCGUCGGCAAACUACGCCAGGAUGGUCGAAACCACUGCCUAUGCCUUGCUUGCCACUCUUCUGCAUGGAGACCAAACCUAUGCUAAUCCGAUCAUCAGGUGGUUGUCGGAAGAACAGAGAUACGGUGGUGGAUUUUAUUCCACGCAGGAUACAGUCAUUGCUCUUGAAGCCCUGACCGAAUAUUCCAUUCUGAUUAAACGGAUGAUGCUGUCCAUGAACGUCAAAGUGGCCUACAAGAAUCAUGGAGAUUUUCAUCAGUACAGACUGACGGAACACAAUUACGUGGGCAAGUCUGUGCAAGCUCCCUUGAAUUAUGACUUAGAGGUCCGCACGGGUAGUAACACCGGCUUAGCGAUAGUGAAUGUGAGAAGUGUGUAUUAUAAGAUCGGUACCUCUGACGACAUUUGCAGCUUUGAGCUGAAGAUUGAGGUCAAAUCGCCAUCUGAAAUGAGGAUCGAUGGAAGGGGCUCUUACUACAGGUCCUCAGAUGAAACAAAGCACUUGGUGGCCUGUGCAAAGUACAAACCGAGCAGGAGGGAACCUCAAUCUGCUUCCUCCCACGCUGUGAUGGACAUCUCUCUUGUCAGCGGAUUGGAAGCAAACACAGAAGACUUAUCUAUUCUUGCAAAUAACGUUGACCAGCUGAUUGCAAAUUAUGAGAUCAGAGACAGACAUGUGUUGCUGCAAAUUGACUCGGUUCCAGCAGAUGAAUUCCUGUGCAUUGGGUUCCAAGUGACAGAAAUAUUCCGCGUCGGAAUGCCGAGCCCAGGAACCUUCACUGUGUAUGAAUAUCACACUCCUGAUAAAGAGUGCACUAUAUUUUACAAUCCUUAUGGAGAAGACUCUCUUGUAAGACUCUGUGAAGGGGUGGAGUGCAAAUGUAUGGAAGCGGAAUGUGGGCGCAUGCAGACCAGACUAGAUCAGUCCAUACGUUUCAAUUCUCGGAAGGAAGCAGCUUGCCAAAACAAUAUUGCAUAUGUGUAUAAAGUGAACAUCCUGUCCUCCAAGGCAGAAGGAAGCUUUGUCAAAUACGCCGCCACUGUCCUGGACCUCUAUAAACGAGGGGUAGCUUUUGCUCAGAGGAACUCAGAAGUCAUCUUUAUUAAAAAGAAUUCAUGCGCUGACAUUCAGCUUAAUCCAGGAGAGGAUUACCUGAUCAUGGGGAAAGAGGCCUUGAAGAUAGGAGAUGGUGCCAAUUCCAAAUACCAGUAUCCUUUAGAUGCCAUGACUUGGAUUGAGUGGUGGCCUUCCGAUUCAUCUUGUGCUUUGUGCCAGGACUUUGUUGAAUCAAUGGAGGAAUUUGCAGAAGAUCUCUUUAUCAAUGGCUGUUAAGCUCCUGGAGAACUUCUCUGGACAAACUCAUCAAAAGUGUAUUUUCUAUGGUUCUUCUCAACCUUCUAUCUUUGGGGCAGAAAAUGCUUGUGAAUUCUAGCUUUUUGUGUAUAUGUUAGCUUGAUAUAAGAUGGAGAAAGACCUUGGAACAAAUGAGUUGAAACUGAGAAAAUCAAGAAAGGAAGAAUGGAGAGUAAAGGUGUUGCAUGAACCCUGUGUAGUACUGGGGUGUGUUGGAAACACGUAAUAUUUGCCAUUGACCAACAGGGAGUUUAUAGGGCUGAUUACCCUAAAUCAAGAACCCAUCUAUAUUCAAAUCUUGCCAUUCUGCACUCAAAUAAAAGAUCUCACCUUUCA